AUGCGCGGAGAUUUGCUGUCGUCAGCAUGUCUGCUCCUCGCAACUACACUACCAGCACACGCCGCUUUCUCUGAAUUCUUCUUCGCGGGUAACAAUGGAACCAGCGCUCUAAAGACCUGUCCCGAAUCCUUGUUCGAAUGUGCUCCUCCAUCAGUCUGUUCAUUUGACGAUCGAACUCAGAAGUAUUAUUGUUGCGAACCUGGAAAAACAGACGCCGUUUGCUGGGGGCCUAAUUCAGGCUGCGAUGGAGGAGACAGUACUAACCCUUCAGGUGGCCAACAAGCCUGUUCAUCGGGAGCCAACACCUUUUUUUGUUUAAAAUCAAGUGAGACCUGCACGGAAACAGCAGACCAAAUUAACAUCUGCUGGAGCCAACUGGACAAUCCGGUCGCCUCUCUAAAUGCGACCGCCGUAAAUGCAACAGCGCAAUCACUUGAAUCGAAUCGACCAUCUGCAGCUACAUACGCAGUCGACUUGUCUGCUCUACAAACGCUCACGCCAACCGCCGCUGCUUCGUCAUCACAUAACCCAAGCGCGUCAGGACAACAGCCCAUCGUUACCACAACGUCAUCUACGUUGUCUCAAACAACGGCCUCGCACUCUGAGGCAACUUCCAAUAAAAGCAGCACAGACGGAGGUCUAUCAAGCGGCGCAAUAGGCGGCGUGGUCGGUGGGUUGGUGGGUGGACUGGCUCUACUCGGUCUGGCUGGGGGUUUCUUUUGGCGCAGAUUGAAGAAUGGCAAACGCAAUCCCUAUAAGCCGGCGAAUUUACACAAUUCAGCCACACACUCCGUUGGUUAUCCAAGUGAGAUGGACUCAAACCAUAUCUACACGUCAUCACCAGCGACUGAAAAAUACGGAUAUGCAGUCAAUCCUGUGUCAGAAGUGGCCGCAGAUAGAGCACCAGCAGAGCUCCCAGAGACUUCGUCGCACAGCAGAUAG
Alternaria arborescens is the source of this 942-nucleotide messenger RNA. RefSeq lists its product as hypothetical. Lineage: Eukaryota; Fungi; Ascomycota; Dothideomycetes; Pleosporales; Pleosporaceae. The record is from RefSeq and is a predicted model, not a curated record. The transcript has 2 exons. The coding region runs from base 1 to 942 and encodes 313 amino acids.